CAUUUAACAAGUGUCGCCCUCUCUGUCCUCAGGCCGACCAGUGCACUGGCCUUCAGGGCUUCCUGGUUUUCCACAGCUUUGGAGGUGGCACCGGCUCUGGUUUCACCUCCCUGCUGAUGGAGCGUCUGUCUGUCGACUACGGCAAGAAGUCCAAGCUGGAGUUCUCCAUCUACCCAGCUCCCCAGGUGUCCACCGCUGUGGUGGAGCCCUACAACUCCAUCCUGACCACCCACACCACCCUAGAGCACUCUGACUGUGCCUUCAUGGUGGAUAAUGAGGCCAUCUAUGACAUCUGCCGUAGGAACCUUGAUAUCGAGCGCCCUACAUACACCAACCUGAACAGGCUGAUCAGUCAGAUUGUGUCCUCCAUCACCGCUUCCCUUCGUUUCGAUGGCGCCCUCAACGUUGAUCUGACAGAGUUCCAGACCAACUUGGUGCCAUAUCCUCGUAUCCACUUCCCUUUGGCCACCUACGCCCCUGUCAUCUCUGCUGAGAAGGCUUACCAUGAGCAGCUCUCAGUGGCUGACAUCACCAACGCCUGCUUUGAGCCAGCCAAUCAGAUGGUGAAAUGUGACCCCCGUCAUGGCAAGUACAUGGCUUGCUGCCUGUUGUUCCGUGGUGAUGUGGUGCCCAAAGAUGUGAAUGCUGCCAUUGCCACCAUCAAAACCAAGCGCACCAUCCAGUUUGUGGACUGGUGCCCCACUGGUUUCAAGGUUGGCAUCAACUACCAGCCACCCACUGUAGUUCCAGGUGGAGACCUGGCCAAGGUCCAGAGGGCUGUGUGCAUGCUGAGCAACACCACUGCUAUUGCAGAGGCCUGGGCUCGGCUUGACCACAAGUUCGAUCUCAUGUACGCCAAGCGUGCCUUUGUUCACUGGUAUGUGGGUGAGGGUAUGGAGGAGGGCGAGUUCUCCGAGGCCAGGGAAGACAUGGCUGCGUUAGAGAAGGAUUAUGAAGAGGUCGGAGUCGACUCCAUUGAGGGAGAGGGGGAGGAGGAGGGAGAGGAGUAUUAAAAGGGGCACGAAGGCAGGAAACAAAUUGUCAUGUGUUCUUGAAUGUGUUCCAAACAGAAGUGUUUGUCCAUCAAAUACCAGUUUGUUUAGAUCUAAACUCCUGAAAUGUCAAGUGUGGCCCUGAUCUAAAUAAAAUUUCUGUGACCUGUGAA
Monopterus albus (swamp eel) is the source of this 1165-nucleotide messenger RNA. RefSeq names its product tubulin alpha-1 chain-like. The transcript has a single exon. Gene Ontology annotation, biological process: microtubule-based process. The record is from RefSeq and is a predicted model, not a curated record. NCBI's taxonomy places the organism in Eukaryota, Metazoa, Chordata, Actinopteri, Synbranchiformes, Synbranchidae. Gene Ontology annotation, cellular component: microtubule. Gene Ontology annotation, molecular function: GTP binding; structural constituent of cytoskeleton. The coding region runs from base 117 to 1013 and encodes 298 amino acids.